Molecule: messenger RNA, 1157 nt
Organism: Aphis gossypii (cotton aphid)
Lineage: Eukaryota; Metazoa; Arthropoda; Insecta; Hemiptera; Aphididae
Exons: 5
Coding region: 325-927 (200 amino acids)
Source: RefSeq, a predicted model, not a curated record
CCAGCAUAUCUCAUCUAUCUCAGUGGUUUACGUAAAUAAUUGUAACAUCGUUUGGUUUAUGACGAAAUAGAUCUAUUUUGUCAUGGUUUAAUUAUUCAGUUUUUCGUGUUAUUAUCAUCAACUUCUUACGUUUUGACUGUUUUGAGAGCACGAGCAAUACAUUUCAUUAUUUACUCGAUAACAUUUGUACACAACAGCCGCGUUCAACCGUACGAGGAAUUCGCGAUACUCUACAGAGUACCAAAAGUAUUAUUCCAAUUUAAAGGCGAUUUGCUGUAUGUAUAUCUACCUUUCCUAGCCCGUUCUCACGUGUCUUUUAGCAGUAUGGAAAGUUUUACACAGAACAAUUUGAAGGAUUCGGGAUCCAGUAUUAUUUUACUCAAAGAUAACAUGGAUAAUGAUACAAAUGAGUAUGUUGAUACAUCUGUUAACAGUAUUUGGCAAUGUAUGAAAAGAAUAGAUACAAAUUUGGACUAUUUUGCAAAAAUAUUUAAUGUCGAACAAUCUCCUGAAAGAAAACCAACAAAAAUGGACGAUGAUGAAUUUUUAUAUUUAUUUCCAUUGACAGAAGUAGACGAUGUUUUUGACCUAGAAUCAAGGCUAUUAGAUGAUUGUUUUAAGAAAAAGUUUAUUGCAUAUAUUACACCUAAAUCUAAUCUUAAAUGUUUGUGUAAAUCAGAUCAAAAAUACUUUGUUAGAACACUUUUACGUAGAUUGUUUACGUAUAGUUUAGCAAGUCGCUAUUCUUGGUGUGGAUUUGGAGGAAAUUUUCAAAUUAGAAAUUUAACACUUGUUCAAGUUAUUUUUGAUAUAACAAAAAGCAAAUUCAAAACUGUUUCAAAGGAGUUUGUUAAUUUAAUAAUCAAAGAAUGGAUCAGAUAUACCAAACAACGCCGUGCUCGUCUGAAAAAAAUGAACUCUUCCUAAAUUCUUACUACUAAAUAGUACUUAAUUAUUUUUAAGGUAUUUUAUUUUUCUGAAUAAUAAGUGCAUAAAUUAAUUAAGAAAUGAUAAUAAGUUGUAAAUUAAAUUUAUGAAUUAUUUUACUGAUGCUAUUAGUAUAAGUAAAUUAGAACAAUCAUAAAAUGUCUGCCAUGAACAUUGUUUACUUUUUAGUAACUUUACUUGUAUAUGUAAUCUUUAUUUUUAUCAGUGAU